Messenger RNA from Zea mays, 935 nucleotides. Its product is annotated as TMV response-related protein. The transcript has a single exon. Bases 73 to 822 code for a protein of 249 amino acids. NCBI's taxonomy places the organism in Eukaryota, Viridiplantae, Streptophyta, Magnoliopsida, Poales, Poaceae. The record is from RefSeq and is marked validated.
GUGUCCAUUUCAACUCUGCUCCAUCCAUAUCCCAUCACGAACCCACCAAAACAUCCUCUCCGUCCCCGGUACAUGCACAGAACCAGAGUCUGCAAGAGAAGAAGGCCAAUGGGUUCGUGCGUCUCCCGCUCCGGCGCGAUGUCGACGGCGGCGGAGUCCGUGCACGCGCUCACGGCCAAGGUCGUGGACCUCGACGGCUCCGUGGCGCAGUUCGCGCCGCCCGUCACGGCGCAAGAGGCCCUGGCCGCCACCGCCAGCGGAGCGCAGCCGUCGUCGUCGUCGCGCUUCCUCUGCUGCUCCGACGCGCUGGACUUCGACGCGCCCAUCAGCGCGCUGGCCGCGCACGACGCGCUGCACCCGGGGCAGCUCUACUUCGCCCUGCCAGCGUCCAUGCUCGGCCGGCCGCUGUCCGCCCAGGGCAUGGCCGCGCUCGCCGUCAAGGCCUGCGCGGCUCUGGGGACAGCGCCGGUCGGCAGCGUCCCGUCGUCGUCGUCGUCGCUGGACAGAAGCGAGGCCCGUGCGGCCAGCAGCUGGCCGCAGCGGUGGCAGUCCACGGGACGAGUCGCGCCGCUCGUCGUCGUGCGCGCUGACGCGCACGGGGAGUGGAAGACUUACCCGGUGCACGGCGGGUACAAGGCGGCGCGUGUUGGCGGCGGCGGCGGCGGCGGCGACCAGACGGUGGGGAAGACGAAAAACGGAGUCGGUUACAAGGGUAUCGCCCGUGACCUUGCACCCAUUCAGAGGCUAAGCGUGAUCGUGGAAGGAGCAGAGCUAGUGAGUGAUCCAUUCAUUGAACAGUAUUCAGUAGUACUAGUAAACUAGUACGGAGUAGUUUGAUCAAGCCGGCAAUUUAGUUUACCUGCUCCCCUGUUCCGUUUGAGAGGAGAUCGGUGUACUGUGUACAAUAUGUUUUCAAUAAAAUUUUGAUUCUUUGG